CCUGCCGUGGGUUUGUUCCCCGGUCGGUAAAACUGGUCUCGCUGUCGUGCGCGAUCGCGCUGCCCGGUUCACAGUUCGUUUUGGCCACUGCAGUGACAAACAUCGCGUAAGCCUCUCUCAACACGGCAGCUCUAUUUAUUUUGAAAAGUAAAUUUCACAAACUACCAGCAUUAAUCUGCUGCUGCAAAGUGCUAAAAAAAGGAAAAUAAACCAGUUUGCAGCAUCGAAUUUGUGUGUCUGUGUGUGUGUGUGAGUGUCAGUGUCAAUGUGCACCGGUGUGCAAAUCUAUGCCAGCUAGUGAGUGCAUUCGAUGCUGCAUGUGUGAGAAGUGCAAGUGCAAACCUGAUCGAGAUCGCAAACCCAGAUCGACGCUAACGAGUGAGAAAAAGUGAAACCUCCCCACGGUGAAAUCCGUGAGCAAAGAUCAACCCGAGCAAGAGGAAAAAAGGAGCAACCGAAGAAAGUGAACCCAGCCCAGCAGCAGUCUUUGGCGCAUUGGUGGACGAGACAUUUCACUCAGCAAUAACGAUGUCGAUGGGACAAGCGUCGUGGAAAGCGCACGGGAUCAUCCUGGCGGCGCUGGUGAUCGGGCUCGCCAGUGGACAGCGCCAGGACCAGGAGGACCCGUGCAAAACCAAGUCGAAGGUGGUCGGUGACGUGACGUACUGCGAUCGGUACUGGGAGUGCAUCAACAACCAGCCGGAGCUGUACGACUGCCCGAACGGGCUCGUGUUCGCCGGCAAGCACCGGGGCGUCACGGAGGGCUGCGACUACCCGUGGCGUUCGAACUACUGCGACGGCAAGCAACUGGCAAACGGGCCAAUCUCGACGGAGCACUGCGAUUGGCUGUACGGCAUCUUUGGGCACGAGACGUCCUGCACGCGGUACUGGACCUGCUGGAACGGUACGGCGACGGAGCAGCUCUGCAUCGGUGGGCUGCUGUACAACGAGAACGCGCACAGCUGCGAUUGGCCCGAGAACGUUGAUGGAUGCCAGAAGCACCCACUCUGCAACGAGGAUGCGAAUGGCAACGUGCCGCUAGGCAAGUCCUGCAAUCGCUACUGGCAGUGUCAGGGUGGCUACCCGCGGCUGCAGCGCUGCCCCGCCAUGCUGGUGUUCGAUCGGCGCAGUCUGCGCUGUGUCGUGCCACCGACCGAGGACUGUGAUGUGCCAACGACCCCGCUGCCCUUGGAAUACGAACCAGAACAGCAGCAGCAGCAGCAGCAGGGCAAGGGAAAUCCAAACGCCAUUUACCAACCGUCCGGCGCCGGUGGACUGCAGGGUGGCAAAUUGCAAUCGGGAGGACGAAACAAGAACUAAACAAUCACUGUCAUGCCACCAACACAUGCACACACCCCAUACCCACACACACACACACACACACACACACACACACACACACACACACACACAAACACACACACACACACACACACACACACAAGUUGCGGCUGGUGGCCGAAAACCGAACGAUGAACUGCUUGCCUGGCCAUCCAUCCCACACCACCCGACUACAUUCCCGAGGGCACUGAUAACGUGCGAGCGUUGCGUGUGUUGCUUAUCUUCACUUCAACCAUCGCUCCCCGAUCAACGGUACCUCUUCUCCGCAAAACCCCGUUCUGAAUCCGGUUCCCGUUUGCAUCCCACCGCCGUCAGCAUUCCUGGGAACGUAUUCCGUUGCCUGGUUUCCGAAACGUUUCCGAAAUAGGGUGGAAAUUGGAUUGGAGUUUUUUUUUCUCGACGUCUUAUGGGUGGCGCAUCCCACCUUCACGCUACAUUGUAGCCGGCGAGAGGUGAGCAUUACUUCGCAGCCUGGAGAACAAACCUGCACGAUGUGGAUGCUGGUGAACGACAAACUGCAGGAAAAUGUCCCCAACUGUCACCGGCAGGAGGCUAGACGUGCGAACGAAAAUGGCGCACAAAUGAGCUCUAACGGCUAACUUAAUCAACUACGUCACCGUCACUCUGCUAGCCUGCUCGAAGCGAAGUUUAAUUCAUCCAAGCAACCCGUUGCCACAGUUUGGUCCUUCUUCCCCCGCACCCCAUAUUUCAUUGCUGACACUGUUCCAUCACCCUACACUGUUGUUCAUCCGUAGGUCCGAUCCGUGUACGAUGCGCGUGCGUUUCGGGCGCGAAGGUAACAAGCUUACCUUAUUUUAUUCCCAUUGUGUCACUAUUUAAGAUUGUGUAACGUACGUUUAAGCCGAGAACAGUGGAAACUAAAGCGUAAAUAAAAGUGUAGAAGUAAUCAAGGA
Molecule: messenger RNA, 2255 nt
Organism: Anopheles gambiae (African malaria mosquito)
Lineage: Eukaryota; Metazoa; Arthropoda; Insecta; Diptera; Culicidae
Product: protein obstructor-E
Exons: 6
Coding region: 529-1320 (263 amino acids)
Cellular component (GO): extracellular region
Molecular function (GO): chitin binding
Source: RefSeq, a predicted model, not a curated record